Molecule: messenger RNA, 745 nt
Organism: Abrus precatorius (Indian licorice)
Lineage: Eukaryota; Viridiplantae; Streptophyta; Magnoliopsida; Fabales; Fabaceae
Product: DNA-directed RNA polymerases II, IV and V subunit 8B-like
Exons: 6
Coding region: 50-484 (144 amino acids)
Biological process (GO): DNA-templated transcription
Cellular component (GO): RNA polymerase II, core complex; RNA polymerase III complex; RNA polymerase I complex
Molecular function (GO): DNA-directed RNA polymerase activity
Source: RefSeq, a predicted model, not a curated record
CAGAACUCAAACUCGAUCUCUCUGCUGCAAUUCAGUUUGUGUUUCAGCCAUGGUGGAGGUUCUCUUCGACGAUAUCUUCAGGGUUGAAAAAUUAAACCCCGAUGACAAAAAAUUAUUCGAUAAAGUUACUCGCAUUGAAGCAAGAAGUGAAAGGUUUGACAUGUUUAUGCACCUAGACAUCAAUUCCGAGUUAUAUCCGUUAAAGGUGGGUCAGAAAUUCGCACUUUUACUGGUUCCUACGCUUAAUCCCGAUGGAACACCAGACACCGGCUAUUACACUCAGAUCAAUCGGCAAUCACUGGCUAACAAUUUUGAAUAUGUCAUGUAUGGGAAGCUCUACAGGAUUACUGACGGUUCAGGGCGUGAAAAAGCGGAGUUAAAUAUUUCAUUUGGUGGGCUUCUGAUGAUGCUGAGGGGAGAUGCAUCUCAUUGCAACAAAUUUGAGCUUGAUCAGAGGUUGUAUCUUUUGAUGAGGAAAGUCUGAAAAUUACUAAAGAAAGUGAGUUUGAAACUACAUUGUAGCAAAUCGACAGCAACAGUUUCUUAGUAUUUGAGUAAUUUGUCUGCCGAUUAUCAUACUAAUCCGGGUGUUUACAACCACGUUUAAAAACCAAAUAUUUGGUGAUUUGAUUACAGUCAUUCCCCCUGUGUGUUUAAGGAUAAUUAUAGUAAUCAUUUCCCUGGUUUGGUUAUUUAUAUGCCUACAUUAGUUAGAGGGACUAAAGCACUCAAGUUACAUAAAUAC